GAGAGCGGUGCAUGAAUGAGAGAUUGUGGUGAGAGGGGGCAACUUCCGAUGCAUCAGCUGAAGAAAUGGCGAGAGCACUGGCAGAAGGUGCCCAGGUGGUGCGGCCACGGCGGCACAGCAGCCAUCACACAUGGCCUCGCACACACGCCCCGCACGCAUUAUUCGCCCCACCCAGCUCGACUCCCAAGCUGCAGUGCAUGUGCCCGAGCUCCCCCUCCGAUUCCCCCACUUCGUGUUCCUUCCUCCGCUGACGUGAUUUGUUGCUCGGUGCUUCGGAGGAAUGUGUGCAUUUCACUUUGCAGCACCCCUUUCUUUUUGUUUUCAACUGGAUACUGUCUCGAGAUGGCAGGUGAUCUGAAGGGAUGGUGGAGACAGGAGAGAGCGGAAUUUGCUUUGCAAGAGCGUGAGUCAACUACUGCAUCUUUUUUUAUCCCCUCUCCUGUUGAAGGCAAGGACACCAAGGACCGGGAAGCUGUGAAACUGAUUGCCGAAGAAAAGCGUGCGAGGGCGAAGGCUUGUACUGAUGAGGGUAUGAAGGAGGGUUUGAAGGCGGCUUUUGUUGCAUGUCUUGCCACUGCCAUUCCAACGCUUACGGCUGUUCGGAUGGUUCCAUGGGUCAAGGCGAAUGUCAACUACACGGGACAAGCCCUGAUCAUCUCCGGAGCCACUAUAGCAACUUACUUUGUUGUGGCAGAGCAAACUAUCCUCGAAUGCUCUCGCAAGCAAAACGCAACUAAUCUUGAGAAGAGCCGGGCUGGAUUAUCAUAGACAAUCUGGUAACUACUUACUGUAGAUCAUUGAUGUUGAGGUAGAGUAUUAAUAAGAAGAAUAUUAAUAAGAAGAGCAAGUAAGCAGACCUUUACCUUCAAUUAUAAACAACGGCAGGCUGUCAAUGAGGACAUUUGUCACGAAUUCUGAUGCUUUUAGUGAAGGUGCACAUUUUCACUUAGCCGUAACCACAUUUUCAAGGUUAUUUGGUCAUGUUUAGAAUAUGUGUAUUCAUGCUUUAAUUUCAAUAAAUAUUCAGAACAGAUAUGACUGCAA
Physcomitrium patens is the source of this 1044-nucleotide messenger RNA. Its product is annotated as early nodulin-93. NCBI's taxonomy places the organism in Eukaryota, Viridiplantae, Streptophyta, Bryopsida, Funariales, Funariaceae. The record is from RefSeq and is a predicted model, not a curated record.